UGGCCCCGCGACCCGCUUCGACGCGUCCCCGCGGCCGAGAGCACGGUGACGGCUGCCGGAAGCGCCUCCGGGGACUUCCGCUUCGAGGGUCUGGCUGCCCGGGACGGCCGCAGUGCAGGUUAAGGAACCGGCUCUGUGGAGCAGGGUAGGAGGCGGUCGCCAUGGUGACGGAGCAGGAGGUGGAGGCCAUAGGGAAGACCCUGGUGGACCCCACGCAGCCCCUGCAGACCCGCUUCCGGGCCCUGUUCACGCUGCGGGGACUCGGUGGCCCGCACGCCAUCGCCUGGAUCAGCCGGGCCUUCGAGGACAGCUCUGCCCUGCUGAAGCACGAGCUGGCCUACUGCCUGGGCCAGAUGCAGGACCCGCGCGCCAUCCCCGUGCUGGUGGGCGUCCUGCGUGACGCGAGCCAGGAGCCCAUGGUGCGCCACGAGGCCGGGGAAGCUCUGGGGGCGAUCGGUAACCCGGAAGUUCUGGACCUCCUGAAGCAGUAUUCCACCGACCCAGUGGUCGAGGUAGGAGACUGACUGACCCGGCCUGUCAGACCUGCUCUGGAGUCCGUGCCUGGUUGCCAGAGCGACCUCCUGGGAAAGGACGCUGUAGAGAUGGGGCACGUGAAGCCGGGCAGGAGGGCAGGGCCACCCCCAAGCCCUCCCCAUAGCUCUGGGCCCUCAGCCUGGAGAAUCUGACCCCUGUCUGUUUUCUGCCUCUGGCCUGUGUGAGCCCUCACACACACACCCGCUGCACGCUCCUGUCACGGAGCAGGCGCUGUGUGGCCUUUUGUGUCUGGGUCCCACUAGGCACCGUGGCCCAAAAGGGCUCCACGCUGUGCUGUGUGUCAGAGCCUCCCUCCUGUUCAUGGCUGAGUAAUACUCCAGCAUGUGAGGGAGGAACUCCGCAUGUGUGUCUGUCCGUU
This is a messenger RNA of Peromyscus californicus insignis, 913 nucleotides long. RefSeq names its product deoxyhypusine hydroxylase (gene Dohh). The transcript has 3 exons. Gene Ontology annotation, biological process: peptidyl-hypusine biosynthetic process. Gene Ontology annotation, molecular function: deoxyhypusine monooxygenase activity. The record is from RefSeq and is a predicted model, not a curated record. The coding region runs from base 162 to 524 and encodes 120 amino acids. NCBI's taxonomy places the organism in Eukaryota, Metazoa, Chordata, Mammalia, Rodentia, Cricetidae.